This is a messenger RNA of Chanos chanos (milkfish), 2428 nucleotides long. RefSeq names its product lysine-rich nucleolar protein 1 (gene knop1). The record is from RefSeq and is a predicted model, not a curated record. Lineage: Eukaryota; Metazoa; Chordata; Actinopteri; Gonorynchiformes; Chanidae. The transcript has 5 exons. Bases 38 to 1729 code for a protein of 563 amino acids.
AGCUUGCAGCUCGUUGGUCUCCACGUGUGUCUUUAAAAUGGUGCACUCCGACCACGAGUCAGUGGAGACGGUUAAAGAGAAACGGAAGAAGAAAAAGAAAACGUCUGCAGAGGAUGAGCAGCAGAGCGUAGAGGACGAGAGAGAAGACAGUGGAAAGAAGGGUAAAAAGAAAAGCGCCAAAGUCUUCGAAUUCGAAGAGGCAGCGGUUGGUGUGGACAAAGACGCGAAAAAAGAGAAAACGAAGGAGGUGGAGGAGGUCAAACGUGUUCCAGGCGAAGCUGAAGGAGGAGACGUGAGGAAAAAGAAAAAGAAGAAAACAAAACAAGAGGAUUCGGAAUCCGUAACUGAGCUCAGUGUGCAUAAUGAGGAAGAGCAAGAGAAAGACAAAGUUAAAAGAAAACCAAAGAAGAAGAAGAACAGAGUGGGCGCUGACGAAGACGUUGCUAACGACACUCAGGAGGCGAAAGGAGGAGAAACUGAAGAGAAGGAAGAGGUAAAAUGUCUAGAGGGGGAAAAGAAGAGAAAGAAAAAGAGAGAGACGCAGGAAGAGGAUGAAGGAGUGGAUACAAGUCCCGGUGGAGACAGUGAAGAAAUGAAGAAUGUCAAAUCACCUGAGAAUGUGGAAAAAAAGAAGAAGAAGAAGAAAAAGAGGAAGAAUUGUGAUACUCUGGAAGAAGUGACCUCAAACGACACGACAGAGACGGGGAGAGAGAACACUGUAGAAGAAAAUGAGAAUGGAGUGAUGGAGACUAAAAAGAAGAAAAAGAAAAAAGAAAAGAUGUCAGAGGCAGAAAAUGGAGUGAAGGCAGUGGAAGAAGAAGACAGAGAGGAAACGGAUGAAGUGAUCAAAAAGAAGAAGGAGAAAAAGAACAAGAAGAAGAAGAAGAAGAAUUUAAGCGAAGCGAACGCAGCCCUGGAACAGGAGCGACCCGCGCCAGAGGAACCGCGGAACGAUAAAACGACAAAAAAGAAAGAAGCAAAGACUUCAAGCGUAAAAACAGAGCUUAGUGCAGACACGGAGCUAAACGGAGAGAUUAAGGAAGCGGAAGAGAGCGAAACUAAGGGAAUAAAAGAGAGAAAGACAAAGAAAAGGAGAAAGCUUGUCUGUGAAGACAACGACAAGGAGGAGAAGAAAGACGCAGAGUCGGAAACAAACAGCAAAAACGUCGCUGGGCAGAUAAAAGAGGAGAAAGUCAAAAAAGAGGAGAGAGUCAAAAAAGAGGCAGACGGACCGAUCAAGAAAAAAAGAAGAAAAGGGUGUAUCAAGGAGGAACCAGGUGAUCCAGCGGACAGAUCAGGGGAUCAGGAGUCUGAGGUAUUGUUCCUGCAUGAGAAACGAGGGAGUCAGGACGAAGAGACCAUUGAUCAGGAACGCAGAUCUGCUCUGCAGAAGGAUAUUGACCAAAAAUCUCAACCCCAAAAGGAUCUCGGCCAAUGGGGCACUGCAGAAUUUGACAGUUCAGACAGACAGCAGAAGUUUCUGCGCCUGCUGGGCGGAUUCAAAAAGGGCAACCAGCCAAUCGGAUCAAGCGUUGGGCGGGCCAGCAUGGCACUGGGAAAGGAUGAGCAACGGAACUUACAGAACAACCUGCUGGGACAGUUUGAGCGCGCUCAGAGUCGGCGCAUGGACUUUCAGAACAAAGGGGCGGGACUAGGGUUCAGCGCACCGUCCAAUAAGAAGUUUGCGAUCGAUGCCAACGCUCGUAAUUCGAUCCGAUUUGAUGACUGACAGGCCAGGGGUUAAUCAUAGAGACAGUGAAAGACAGAGAGCUUCCUGUGAUAUGGAUAGAUAGUAUAACUCUGCUCCAAUGGUUACAGGGCUCAAAAACAGCCUUAUCUGUCUUAGGUCCAACAAAAGAAGGAAACUGGUUUGAUGGAUGUGUGAAUUCAGAAUGAAAUGCCACAGAAAGAAGAUUUUUUCAGGGUUUUAUCAAACUGCUUGAUAUAAAUGAGGAUUCACAAUGUGUUUGCUCACAUUCUAAGUGUAUUGAAAUGGCAAUAAUGUGUGAAACUAAGCACUACCAAAACCAUGCAGGAGGGGUUGCCUAGGAGACGAGACCCACCCAGUCCAAUCAAAUCAGACAGGAGUACCCGGGAGGGGGGGGGGGCGGGGAGGGCCAAACCACACCAGGCUGUGUGCUAGUCAGGGAACUGGGGUGAAUGUGCAGAGUGUAUUUUGGGUCGGAUCAAACCUCCAGAUUACAUACAUCAUUGGAGGAGCCGCUGCGUGUUGUGGGCGGGGUCCGAAGGGAUCGGUUGGAUCCUGCCGUUUCUAUGGUAACGAGACAUUAACGUGUAGUGUACCCAUGAGUUGUAUUGUGUACCCUCUGUCAUCUAUAUAUAUAUGUUGCUGUUUUAAGGCAGCACAGAACUGAGGAAUUAACUGGCAUUUGUCAUAAUUUAUACGUGAGAAAUGUGCCCCCUUUUC